GUUUAGUCGCCUCUUACGCCUUCUUCCGUUCGUCACGUCUUGUGCGCGGGUGUACCAAGAUGGCGUCGUUGCUGGAAGAUCGGGAUCUGAGGGAGAUAAGGCAGCGUUUUCAGCGGCAGGCAGAGUCUUUGUUGCAGGGAACGGAGACUGGGGAUAAUAGCGAUGAAGAAAAAAAGAAGAAAGAAAAACCCCUUCCCAGAUUUAAUAUCCAUUCUGUCUUGUGGGUGUUGGCAGCUGCGUCUCUGACGUAUUACACGGACUUCUUUCAAGUUGUAAAAGAAAUUCUUCAGGGAGGCUGCAUGUGGUUGCUCACUGGCACCAUAUUGUUGGCUAUCAGUAUAUCCAUCGCACUGUAUUGCAUUGUUUAUCUGGAGUGGUACUGCAAGAUCAGCGAUUAUGAUAACCAGUAUCCAGCGUUAGUGCCUGUAACAGUUGCUGUCUUCGUAACAGCUGCCGUAUGUUACAAUGUUGCCUUAUGGCCAAUAUGGUCGUUUUUCACGCCAUUUAUACUCUUUACCCAGUUCAUGGGUGUGGUGAUGUUGGUGUCCCUGCUUGGAUGACUGUAUAAAGUUGGUGGAAAGGAAUGGACAUGGAACAAAGUCGUAACACAUGCCAUGGCACUUUUUAAUUUUUAAAGUUAUUCUAAGGGGGUUAUUUACCAAAAUCUAAAUUUUCAAAAUAAAAAAGUCAGACCAAA
This is a messenger RNA of Xenopus laevis (African clawed frog), 697 nucleotides long. RefSeq names its product transmembrane protein 128 S homeolog (gene tmem128.S). NCBI's taxonomy places the organism in Eukaryota, Metazoa, Chordata, Amphibia, Anura, Pipidae. The record is from RefSeq and is a predicted model, not a curated record. The transcript has 5 exons. Bases 60 to 560 code for a protein of 166 amino acids.